This is a messenger RNA of Chenopodium quinoa (quinoa), 2916 nucleotides long. RefSeq lists its product as uncharacterized. The record is from RefSeq and is a predicted model, not a curated record. Gene Ontology annotation, molecular function: nucleic acid binding; RNA-DNA hybrid ribonuclease activity. NCBI's taxonomy places the organism in Eukaryota, Viridiplantae, Streptophyta, Magnoliopsida, Caryophyllales, Amaranthaceae. The transcript is spliced from 3 exons. The coding region runs from base 707 to 2797 and encodes 696 amino acids.
AAAUGCAAAGAAAAUUCCAAAUUGGUUGACAAAGGCAAGCAACCCAUUUCCCACGUGAUUCAUGAGCCCAACACUAUUUCCACUCUGGAUAAAAACCAACCAUGCUUAGAUAGCGGAUUUCCACUUGUCAAUCCAUUACAACAAGCAUGCCCAUCCCACAUGGCCCAGGUGGCCACUAUCUCUAAUAACCCAACUCCACAACCUUCUGAACUUUAUGGUCCUUGGAUGAUAGUAUCCAACAGAAGACUUUCCCACAAAAAACCAAUUAACAAAACUCCAACUCACCAGCUUCCAAAACCAAUUAACAAUAAGAAUAAUUUACUCUCUAAAAACACCUUUAACCAAAAGUCUAUCACUCUUGCUCCUUCCCAAGACAACCCCUUUCUUGUUUUAGCCAAUAAUGGAGCUACUGAAGAAAUCUUAUCCCCAGCAAAAAACAUUCAAGCCGAAAUUCUCUGUAAAGAGAAUUCUAUUCUGCAGGAAGCUAAAGAGUCUUGCGUGUUAUCUUCCUUUACUGCAGCUAAUUCUUCAGUUUCCUUUGGACACUUGGCAAUGGAUAUUGAGGAACCAACCAACGCCAUGGAAACCCACUCACAGUCUCUCCAUCUUCCCAAUUUAAACCCCUCAACUGAAAUUAACUCCGACAUUGAUAUAAACCCCCAAUUAAUUAACCCAAACACAAACAAUAUUACCUUGAAACAAAAAAAUGGAACGAAAUCAAAGAAACUCCCUCACUCCCCGGCGGUCGAAGCGAAUUCAAGCUCGACCACCUCGCCGUCAGCGCCGGAACAACCCUCCAUCCUCGACAAACCCCCUGGUGUUGCUCCCUCCCUCACCCCCUCCCCCACCGCCCAGCCGCUGCUCUCCGUCGACAGAGCUUUCCCUAGCUCCGCCGUUACAGGGGAUCCAAAUCCCACCUCCACCCUUCCUCCAUCGUCUCACCUCCAACACCCGAACAAUCCAACCCCAAUUCCGACCACUCAGCUCCACCAACCUACCGAAGACAACCAUCUUCACCCAGCCAAAGACCAUUCAAGAAAUCCAAGAAAUAAUCCGAUCAACAACGAGUCAGAGCAGCUACCGGUCGUCCACUCCUCUUCUAUGGGCAUCGAUAGAAACUCCUCCAACCCAGGAGAAAAUAUCUCUAAUGCACAACACCUUGCUACAACUCAACAACCGCCUCCCCAACCACCAGACCUCACCCCCUCCGCUUCCACCGAAACUGAGAUGGAGUCAAGACCGGGCUCAUCUCCUCCACCUCAAUCCCCUUAUUCCUCCACCUCACUUGAGAAACCUAGCCACUCUGCCUCUAGCUUUCGAUCCCAUAGAGAAAGACGUAGAGCUUCCGGGAAACCUUAUGAUAUUAGCUCAGACCCAAGGGGAAGUGGUGGGCCUCCGGGUCGACGUCAACUUCUUGGAAACAUCUCUAACGACUCGGGAAAUUCAAUCCACUCUAUCCCCUCUCUCAAUGAUCGACAUUUUCCCGACACCACAAGCUCAGCAAUGGGAAGACCGGAAGAUGGCACUUCCACCAAUUCCACCCACUGAACUCAAAGAAGAAUAUCUUUCACCACCCUCUUUUCCAAACUUAAAUAUGAAAGUCGUUUUAUGGAAUGUUCGAGGUGCUACUAGGAAUGAUUUUAUUCCCCACGCUUGGGAUAUCAUAGCUACCCAUAAACCUUCAAUCUUUAUAAUCUUAGAAGCUAAGAGUAAUGGGGUUCGUGCCCUUGAGGUCAGUAGAAUGCUUGGUUUUGAUGGCCUUCGUUUCAUCGAACCCAAUGGUAGUAGGGGAGGAAUCUGGCUCAUGUUUAAUGCUGGGGUUGAGCUAAUUCUCUAUAACCCUAAAUCUAUCAAUUUCUUCCAUGCCCUGUUCAAAUUUAAGCCCAAUAAUACUGAAGUAUUACUUACUGGUAUCCAUGCCCCCUCUAAUCCUUCUGAGAGGCAUAGAAAGUGGAACAAUCUGAAAAAUGACCUACCUCCAGAUGACACUCCUUGGUUGGUACUUGGUGACCUUAAUGAAGUCACCUCCCCUACUGAAAAAAUGGGGGGUCGAAAUUUCAGAAUGUCCCAAUGUCAGGACCUCAACAUGCUGGCAGAUGCAGCGUGCCUUGUUGACCUUGGUUUCAAUGGUAACCCGUAUACUUGGCACAACGCUCGUGAAGGUGCUGCUAUAAUAAGGGAGAGGCUUGAUCGAGCUAUGGCAAACCCGAGUUGGCUCAAUAACUUUCCAAACACUCAGGUUUCAAAUCCCAUGAUUGCUUCCUCUUCAAAGAGUUCUCCUAGAGUUUGGUCUCCUCCCCAAAGAGGAUACUACAAACUCAAUACGGAUGCUUCUUGGAUCAGUUUGGGUGCUGCUGGAGCAGGUGGUUUAAUUCGCUGCCAACAAGGCAAAUGGCAAAUUGGUUUCUCUGUUAAGAUCUCUGCCUUAGGGCCUGCUUCUGCUGAAUUAUUUGCCAUAAAGGAAGGCCUGUCUACAUCUUGGGCUAGAGGAAUAAGAUUUCUUGAACUCGAGACGGAUGCACAAGCCUUAAAGUAUAUGCUUGAGAACCCGCUGUACUACAUUGACCACGAGCUGUCCAACUUCAUCAACGAUAUCGUGAAAUUACUACAACGAGAGUGGAGUGUCACAAUUCUUCAUGUCAAACGCCAAUCCAAUAAGCUUGCUCAUGGCCUUGCUCAAAUUGGAAGACUUCAGCCUGAUGAUGAUGUUGCUUACCAGUUCUUCUCCCCUUCGGCUUUCACUAAGGUUUAUAUGGAUGAACUUGCAUACUCCUUGGCACUUACUAAAGGCCCAUGACUUUUCUGCUGCAGCUCAUGAGCCUCCUCUAGGUUCCCCUCUGUCUUCCCUAGUCUUUUUUAUUCCUUUUUUGAUCUAACAAGUGUAGUAACAAGUUAACAACUCACAUUACAUAUAAG